CUCCUCCAAUGCAUUUACACAGCUGAUUACGGCAUGCAGACUUCUGAUUUGAGAAAAACACUUCCUUCCCGACUGGUAUUUUAUCCUUUCAAUAAAUCUCAGUUUCUGUUAUGACUGAGAUAGCUAGCAACUGCAACUCAAGCUUGAGUUCCUACUUCAAGGAUCAGUAUAAAAACUUUGAAACUAAAAUUAUUUUUUGUUGGCGAAAUUUCGUCGAUCUUUACACUUCUACAUUGCUAGCAGACGAUCCAAUUCAGGAGCGGAGUGUUGGUGGAACUCACCCCGGCACUUUUCCGGUGAUCGCAGGUGCUCUGUCCGUACUUGAUCUACUCAUCAGCUCAGCCAAUAUAGAGUCUCAAUAAAACCUCCGAACAUAUACAAAGCAACUACUUUUUGUUCAGCAUGAGUGCCGGUCAAAAGAUUUUAAAGGAUGGUUUUCUCGUAAAGAAGGGUCAUAAAAGGACAAACUGGAGGACAAGAUGGUUUGUUUUAACUGAGGAUUCCUUAGCAUACUAUAAACAGACGACAGAUAGCCUUCCUGCAGGGGUCAUUGAACUACGAGGAUGCUCCGUCAUCUCACCUUGCCUGCAAUAUGCAAAUAAGAAAGGAUUUGCAUUUAUGAUGAUGAAUCAAGAUAGGCAUGAGCUUAUAAUGCAAGCCUCAACAGAUGAAGAGAGAGAAGCCUGGGCCAAAGCCAUCGGUUUAGCCAUUGUUGAGUGUGAUCGAUCCAAAGAAGAGGUGCAUCCCACAUCACCACACAGCAAAAUAAACUAUCAUGAGUUGGUAGAAGCAAUGAAGGAUCCUGAUGCAGGCAUUGUUAGAGGGAAACACAAGGUGGAUGAGAGCACAGUAUACAAAGACUGCUUUACAGGUAUUCAAAUGAUUAUGUGGCUUAUAGACUGGUCCUUUGCCGAAACUCGAGAGAAGGGUAUAGAGAUAGGGACAAAGUUACUUUCUCAGGCCCUAAUACAGCCGAUGACCUGCACAUUAGAUAACACUGCUCGUCGGAAAGCAUUUCUUGAUGAUGAGGAGGCCCUCUAUAGAUUUUCAUCACUCAACAUGUCCAAUUUGAAGAAUGUUUUAGACAGUAGUGAUUCAUCAAGCAGCGACUCGGAUGCAGAUGAGAGGUUACCUAGGAAGGGGAGAGAAGAACUGCCAAUCAAACCACUCAAAGGGCAUGGAGGCAAGAUAGUCAAACAAGGAUUCCUACUAAAAAGGGGGCAUGUAAGACACACCUGGAAAGCAAGACUGUUUGUACUGUGGGAUGAUCCUUCUUACCUACAGUAUUACAGGGGUUCUAAGGCAGGGGAUGAAAAACCACUAGGUGAGAUUCCUCUGCACAAGUGUACCGUUGGUGUGCAAGAAGCAAGAGAAAAAUCAGAUGUGACGGUGAAGAACAAGAAUCGGCAGAACCUUUUCAGUGUGACGACCAAGAAGGGCAAGGUGUAUGUCUUUGAAGCCAGGACUCCGGAAGAGAGAGAAGAUUGGAUGAGAGCCAUCAUCAGCCCACUCAGCGUCGGUCGAGAAUAAAACUACUCCAUUGACAUUCGCACAUUCAGCGUUUGUCUGUGAUAAUGAAUACCUCAGUCACACUGACAAGACCGACAUUAACUUGGUCAAAGACUGACCAAGAAAUUGCAUAACACUGACCUACUGACCAGUUAUUGGUCAGCUUGAUGAUGUCAGCUUGACAGUGAGGACUAUGCCAUCAUUCUUGUGAUCAAGCAUCUUUGUGAUUUGUGUAAUGAAGCCACUGUACACCUUACAACCCGGGUACGAUUAUAGUUUGGGAUGAAUGACAUAUGGAUUGGAUAUGAAAAUAUGAAAAAAGGAGUUUUCAUAAAUGAAGUCUAAAUUAUAGUUGUAUUAAUGUUGAAUUGUACAUGUAGGUUAUUGAAUGUCUUCUAGUCAGAGGAAAGGCUCGAUUGACUGAAAAGGAGUGCUGUCAGACCAGGGACCCAUUUCACAAAGCCUUUUUCAAUGACAAAUAA
This is a messenger RNA of Strongylocentrotus purpuratus (purple sea urchin), 1991 nucleotides long. Its product is annotated as pleckstrin-2. Bases 403 to 1530 code for a protein of 375 amino acids. The transcript is spliced from 9 exons. Gene Ontology annotation, cellular component: plasma membrane. The record is from RefSeq and is a predicted model, not a curated record. Gene Ontology annotation, biological process: actin cytoskeleton organization; intracellular signal transduction. Lineage: Eukaryota; Metazoa; Echinodermata; Echinoidea; Camarodonta; Strongylocentrotidae.